AUUACUCCCAAGCAAAUAGCCGAAUUCGAACGAAGCCAAGCUGCAAGAAAUGCCAUUUGUCUCUUCGGCCAGCUGUCAGGAGCUCACUGCUUGGACAUGACGCAAGCCAAUUACACUCUUACCAGAGAUUUUUUGUUGCUUCAGAUUUCAAUUGAUAAUGCCAACAGGGCUGGAGCCCUUGCAAACAUGAAAAUGGGAGAACUGAACAGUGCCGUGAAACAUGAUGAUGAAUACGUUGUUCAUGUAAGUGAUCAAAAGACUUUCACCACACACGGUCCAGCGCGAAUAAUACUCAGCCCGAAAUUGUACAGUUGGAUGGCCAUUUUUGUGAGGGAGGCACGAUCGAAGGUUGCUGGCACAACUGCUAAUCCUAACUCAAACGUCUUUUUGACGUGGAAUGGGGAACCGAUGGUAUCGAGUCAAAUAAACAAAGCGAUCAUAUCAGUCUGGAAGAAGGCUCAAGUGGAUGGCAAUCCUAGCUCAACUCUCCUCAGAAAGUCGGCCGUUUCUCGAGUACACACAGCAAGCGAAAGCAAUGAAGCCAGGGGAAAUCUUGCAGACCUGAUGGCCCACAAUCUGCAGACGGCAAACAAAUAUUACCGUCUACAGAAAAAGAGCAAGUCCUCAGUUCAAGCCUCCAAGCAGCUGCGCAGCAUAAUGCGUGAACAGUCAGACCAUCCAGACCAAACAGUACUUCUGUCAGCCCAAGCCCAUCUGCUUCAGAGGCUGUUGUCCCCAAAACCUCGAGAGGUUCAUGGAACGAGGACAAGGAAGCUCUUAUCAAGACAGUUUUCAAGGAUGAAAUUGAGCACAAAACUAUUACUUUAGCUACGGUGAAAACAAAAAUUUCUGAUCAUCCGAAGCUAAGGGAAGAAGACCCAAAACGAGUCUUGGACAAAGUACGCGCUCAAUGGCGUUUCAGUAAGUCCCCUCCAGAACCUCAAUGCCUUCCAUCUGAAGUGGAAACACUAGAGCAACGUGUUGAAAGGGCGUUUCAAGCAGAGAGCGAGACGGCCAGUGAAAUCAUACCUCCAACCAGUGUGUCAGGUAGCGUAAGAAACGUCUUUACAGCAACCGAGCUUGACAGAUUGCAAAAGCUAUUUCGCAACAUGAUAGAAAAAUCUUACCCGAUUUCAAAGCCGCAAAUUAAGAUGAUCCUCGAAAAGGAAGACUGGGGCGUGGAAAUGUUAAAGAAAGUUUCAUUGGACACAAUUGUCAACCGCUUAAAAUAUGAAAGACGUCAAAAUAGGGCUUCCAAGAUGAGCAAGCAGUAA
Molecule: messenger RNA, 1274 nt
Organism: Pocillopora meandrina
Lineage: Eukaryota; Metazoa; Cnidaria; Anthozoa; Scleractinia; Pocilloporidae
Source: the annotation of a GenBank genome assembly